GAUGUACAUGCUUGGUGCUGCGGCGGUGUGGAUGCUGAUGAUUGGCGUCCGGCAGCGGCGCAAGAACCUGAGCAAGUACCGGCGCGAGCCGGACAAGUGGCUCGGACUUGGGUUGGACCAGUAUGUGCUGCGGAACCACAUGGUGUUUGGCAUUGUGGUGAGCGGAAAGGAUGAUGUGUUUGGGCGUGUGGCGCGGGUCAUCAACCUCAGCCUCCAUCUCGCGAUGAUGUUCCUGGUCACCGCGUGCCUGCAGAUGCUCAAGCCCGAGUCGUUUGCGUCAGAAUCUGAAGCUGUCUCGCUGGAGCGGCUGCUGGACAUGGUGUUCAUCAACGUGGUUACGCUGCUCAUGUCUAUUGUGCUCGGAGUGCCGAUGGUGCGGUGGGCGCUGAAGCGUGGGCAGAGCGCAAUUGCUGUGGCGCUCAACGCGGCGCUGGCUGCUCUUGGGGUGAUUGUGGUCACGCUUCCACUGUAUGUGCCCGGCUUUGAGCUCAAUCUUGGAGCGCUGGGUUUGUGCUGGGCCUUGGUCUGGCAACUUCUUGGCUGCUGAUGGAUCCGAUCAAGGUCAUUGCGAUGUACGUGGUCCUUGGAUACCGGGCCAUCGAGGUGAGGCGCGGCGGCAACGGCGGGUCGACGGCGCUGGCCGCCGUGGCGCCAGGCGCCUAUGUGGCGGACAAGGCGACAAAACCGUUGCCCGGGUCUUCAGGCUCCGUAUCGGGCUCGGGCUCGUCGACGGCGUCUACGAAUGUCCACGGCGACGAAGAGGCCGGCACCGUUGGUGGCCCGAGUGAAGGAAGCGACGACAAGCCUGGCAAGGAGGAGUCUGGUGAGUUUAGCUGCGGAUCGAGCAGCAAGGAGGAGGCGCGGCGGAAGCCGCGGCGCGGGUCAGCGCCUCGUCUGGAGGGCCGGCGGAAGAAGUAAACGAGAAGGAGCUAC
Thecamonas trahens ATCC 50062 is the source of this 933-nucleotide messenger RNA. RefSeq lists its product as uncharacterized. The annotation marks the transcript as partial. The transcript has a single exon. Lineage: Eukaryota; Apusomonadida; Apusomonadidae. The record is from RefSeq and is a predicted model, not a curated record.